Drosophila kikkawai is the source of this 3925-nucleotide messenger RNA. It is a transcript of the gene dysf, whose product is annotated as neuronal PAS domain protein dysfusion. Gene Ontology annotation, biological process: regulation of transcription by RNA polymerase II. Lineage: Eukaryota; Metazoa; Arthropoda; Insecta; Diptera; Drosophilidae. Gene Ontology annotation, molecular function: protein dimerization activity; DNA-binding transcription factor activity, RNA polymerase II-specific; RNA polymerase II transcription regulatory region sequence-specific DNA binding. The record is from RefSeq and is a predicted model, not a curated record.
UGCACGCGCGCAUUCAACACGGUUGUGUGGCCCCCGAUCCGAGGCUCCGAGGUUCUUGUGUGAUUUCGUCGACUUAUUCGAUCGGAAACGGAACGGAUUUUCAAAAGGCCGCCUGUAAAAGCCGUCGGUAUAUUUAGCUAAACAAAAAAAAAUCCAAGUCAACCAACGUUUACGUAGUGCGUCAUUCGGGCCAUUUGAUUUGCAAAUUCUGAGCCAUCUCAGCUUUUCUCGCAGAAGAAACCCCAUAAAUCUUGAUCAAAGCAAAGUGUUGUUGAAUAUGCAAUGAUUCUAUGAAUACAUAUGUAAAGAAUACAAAAUAAUAAAAGCAAAUAUUGUGCAAUAGAAACCUCGAAUGGGCUCUAAUGUUAUUAGUAAAUAAUUCAAACCCUAAGAAAUAAAUUUAAAUAAAUAAAGUAAAUAGAAGCCAUUGAGCAAGUGUCAAACAUUGUGGAUGAUUGAAGUAAAUUAUGAAAUAAUUAUUAUUAUGCCAAAGCUGCUGGCUCUAUAACCCAAUGGAUAUCACAAAUUGAAUCUUUCGAGCUGAGAGAGAAUUGCGUUUAAAUAUUUGCGAACGUGCGACACAUCGCCACGAAAUGUAUGCGGAUAAUAAACGUGGCCUAGACAAGGUGACGGCAGCCACUCCGCCCAUCACCCAUCAGCAGCAUCCCCACCAGCAGCAGCAGCAGCAGCAACAUCUGCAUCACCAUGUCCUGCAAUUGCAGCAACAGCAGCAGCAGCAACAGCACCUGCAGCAGCAGCAACAUCACUUGCAGCACCAAAUGCAUACGCAUCAUAACUUUCAGGCACUCGAGGCACCAGCAACAUUGUCGCAGCAGCAGCAACAGCAGCACAUGCAGCAGCAACAGUCGACGCAGCAGCAGCAACACACAACGGCCCAGCAGCAGCAGCAGCAACAGCAACAGACAGCCGGCAUGUUUACAAGAUUCGAUGCCAACAAGUCGACAAAGGGAGCCUCCAAGAUGCGACGCGAUCUCAUAAACGCGGAGAUAGCCAAUCUGAGGGAUCUGCUGCCCCUGCCCCAGUCCACCCGCCAGCGUCUUUCGCAGCUCCAGCUGAUGGCGCUGGUCUGCGUCUAUGUGCGGAAAGCCAACUACUUCCAGCAAGUUUUUAAACGUCACAAUGCGAUGCAUCAUCUACACCACCAGACAGCAACACCAAAUAUUGGCUUCUCAAAGGCACUCUCCGGCUUUUUGAUGAUGCUCACACAGAAUGGCAAAUUGCUCUAUAUAUCGGAUAAUGCGGCCGAGUACUUGGGCCAUUCCAUGGAGGAUCUGCUGAUACAUGGUGACUCCGUUUACGAUAUCAUUGACAAACAGGAUCACGCAACCAUCCAGGCGGAGCUAAAUCGGAACGUGCCGCCGCAGCCAGGUGGCCCCAGUCAAACGGGCAACAACGGUGGUGCCGGCGACUCAACGUCCAGCAAUGGCAGCGCCGGCGGUGGAGCUGCUGCUGGUGGAGGUGCUGCUGGUACUGGUGCUGGUGGUGGCGCCUCCAGUCUCGAGGGCGAGCAUCGCAUGUUCCUCUGUCGCAUGAAUGUUAGUCGCAAUGCGCGACGGCAAAUGCGUUUCGGCGAUCAAAAGGUUGUCCUGGUCCAGGGUCACUAUUUGUCAUACCUGCCGCUCUGCAGUCGCAACGAGCCCGUCUUUCUGGCCACCUGCACUCCGAUCGCCAUGCCCGAGACCAGGGAGUGUGUGGUGCAAGGUGCCACCAAUGUCUUCACCACGAUCCACUCGAUGGACAUGAAAAUAGCCCACAUCGACAAGAAUGGCGAGUUUCACUUGGGCUACGACAAGAGCACGUUACAGGGCACCUCCUGGUACAAUCUGAUUCACAGUGAGAAUCUGAGGGAGGCGCAGAAUAAGCACAGGCUAAUCACACAAUCAGAACAGGAUCGCAGUUGUAUUCUUUUAGUGCGAAUGCAGCGCUCUAGUGGCGAGUAUACCUGGGUUCAUGUGGUUCUACAGGUGCGAGACAGUCCCGAUUCCACCCAGCAGCCUGUCAUUGUAUGCACCAAUCAAGUGCUUAACGAUCGCGAGGCUUCUAUAAUGCUGGCCAACUCCUGGCUGUAUCACUACUAUACCGUCCAGUCGAAGAUACAGUUUGGCAUGCCCCUGGACAGCGGUAUUCGCGUGCCACCUGGCACCCCCUCCAGUGGUGGUUACUACAGCCCCCACUCAUCGCAUCCGCCGUCCACGCCGGGUGGUGCCACGCCUAGCCUUGGCAUAAGCGGUACCUUUGGAAGUCACCAUCAUGCCCACCACCCUCAUUCACAUCCGCACCAUCAUCAUCAUCAUCACCAUCCAGCGGCUGCCUACCAUCAUCAUCCGCACAUGGGAACCUACGGCACGGGCGUGUAUCAUGCGGAGGCGGGCAUAGAGAUCAAGGAGGAUCAGCCGCUGUUCAGUUUUCAAGAGCCCGUGGACUACAGUCAGGUGAACAGUCAGGUGAGCCCUCCGAAUGCCGCCAGUACUCCCAACCCACCUGUGUCCAAGUCCGCAACGCCUCCGCCACCAAAGAAGAGAGCAAGGAAGCUGGAGCCACUGUACCUGCACGCGGAGCGUUCUCCAGCAGCGGCGAUUACCCCAGAGCCGGACUGCUACGCCCUGCACUCCCAUCCGGCGGCCGCCUAUGCCACAUCCUCCUCGGCGGUGGCCAGUAGCUCCGAUGCCUCUGUCAUCUAUGCCACAAUAGUGCCGACAAGACCACGGCUGCCCAACAAGACGCUGCCGCCAGAUCCUGCUGACUUUAUUGAGCAGUGGAACCCCAGUCCGCCGUGGUCAGAAUCGGCACAGAAGGCCUCGCUGGAUAGCUUUGGGUCCUCGCACGAGCUGAGUCCUUGCAUCACCACAACGCCGCCCACACCCACCAGUGCCACGCCCCAUAAUAGCGGACUGGGCACCCAUGGGAGCAUGGGACCCGCCUUCAGCUUUGAGUGGAUGUCCGAUCCCCUGGUGCCGGUGACCUACCAGCAGUGGCCGCCCUCGGGUGAUCAUCACCAGCAUCUCUCCCAGCACCUGAGCCAGAGCCAGGGACAUCAGAAUCCUCUGCUGCAACAGCAUCUGGUCCAACAGCAGCAGCAGCAACUAUCCCAGCAGCAGUCACAUCUCCAUCAGCAGCAGCAGCAGCAUCAGCACUUAGCACUUCACCACGGGCGUGCGGAGAACUCCCUGGAGGGGGGCUCCUCCACGACGGAUCGGGGUAUGGGGGUGGUAGUAGUGCAGCCGCCGCCAAUACCCAUAUCGAUACCCCUGUCGAUACCCAUUCCGAUACCGAUACCAGUGGCCACGGGCCAUGGGGAUGCCGGGGAACCGGUUGAGGAUGGAGAUCCCAAAAAUUAGAGGCCAGCAAAGCUUGGAAAUUCCCAGAGUUUGGAGCGGAGCGGCCUGCCACGGCGGCCAGGUGAUAAUCACACUUAAAUUAAUUGCCACUUGUCAUCUUAGCGUUUAAAUUAUUUUUAUCUAACGAAGAAAACACAACGCUAUAACACAUUCAUUUCUCGAUAUAACAACUAAUUUAAGCCUGGAGCCCUUACGUUUUCAACCAUUCAACUUUUUGUACGUGCAAUCUGGAAAAAACCAACACUUAAAAAUAUAUAUAUGUAUUUCCGAGUAGCACUUGGAAAUUAGUUUUGCGAUAAAUGGAAACUGAAGUGAAAAAUGCGAAAAAUAAAAAAGCCAAGAGAGCUCUAUUAGUUGUAGGGUCUUUAUUAGCGUUAUUUUUAUGGCGCGCGCUUAAAGUUUUUACGAGUAUUUUUAUAUCUUGUAUUCGUAACAUUGCAACUAUAUGCAUACAUAUAGACUAUUUAGGUUAAUUAUUAUAUUUUAUUUAUUAAACAUUUAUUUAUAUACAUAUUUAUUACUAUGCUGUCGUAUUUUGCUUAUUGAAUAAACAAACUUGUAAAGUA